CACCGCCCUGCGUGAUGCGGUCACGGUGCCGCCGCCGCGCCCUCUCACCGCGGUUUGAAUGUGAAGCGCAGCCGGAGCUCUCGGAGCCGCCGUCGCCAGCGCCGGGGGGGAAUCGCCAGGUUCUGCCAAAAUGGAGCUGAGUGAUGCCAAUUUACAGACUUUAACUGAGUAUCUAAAGAAAACACUAGAUCCAGAUCCUGCUAUAAGGCGUCCUGCGGAAAAGUUUCUGGAGUCAGUUGAAGGAAACCAGAAUUAUCCAUUGUUACUCUUAACGCUGCUGGAGAAAUCACAGGAAAAUGUCAUCAAAGUUUGUGCAUCUGUAACGUUCAAGAAUUAUAUUAAAAGGAACUGGAGAAUUGUUGAGGAUGAACCGAACAAAAUAUGUGAAUCAGACAGGAUAGCCAUUAAAGCCAACAUAGUGCCCUUGAUGCUUAGCAGCCCAGAACAAAUUCAAAAGCAGUUAAGUGAUGCUAUUAGUAUUAUUGGUCGGGAAGACUUUCCUCAGAAAUGGCCAGACUUGCUGACAGAAAUGGUGAACCGCUUUCAAAGUGGAGAUUUCUAUGUCAUCAAUGGGGUACUUCGCACUGCUCACUCCUUAUUUAAAAGGUACCGCCAUGAAUUUAAGUCAAACGAAUUAUGGACAGAGAUCAAACUUGUCCUUGAUGGCUUUGCUUUGCCCUUGACAAAUCUCUUUAAGGCAACUAUUGAACUUUGCAGCACACAUGCAAAUGAUGCUAGUGCUUUGAAGGUUCUCUUUUCUUCCCUCAUUCUAAUUGCGAAGCUGUUCUACAGUUUAAAUUUUCAGGAUCUUCCUGAGUUUUUUGAAGAUAACAUGGAAACGUGGAUGACAAAUUUUCACAGUCUUUUAACUUUAGAUAAUAAACUUUUGCAGACUGAUGAUGAAGAGGAAGCUGGAUUACUGGAGCUCUUGAAAUCACAAAUUUGUGAUAAUGCUGCUCUAUAUGCUCAAAAAUACGAUGAAGAAUUCCAGCCUUACCUGCCACGUUUUGUGACAGCAAUCUGGAAUCUGUUAGUCACAACAGGCCAGGAAGUGAAAUAUGACUUGCUGGUUAGUAAUGCAAUCCAGUUUCUGGCCUCUGUUUGUGAGAGACCCCAUUACAAGCAUCUGUUUGAAGACCAGAAUACAUUGACAAGCAUCUGUGAAAAAGUUAUUGUUCCCAAUAUGGAAUUUAGAGCGGCUGAUGAAGAAGCAUUUGAAGAUAAUUCUGAAGAAUAUAUAAGAAGGGAUUUGGAAGGAUCUGAUAUUGACACCAGGCGCAGAGCAGCUUGUGAUCUGGUCAGAGGCUUGUGCAGAUUUUUUGAAGGACCUGUGACAGGGAUUUUUUCUGGAUAUGUUAAUUCUAUGCUGCAAGAAUAUGCAAAGAAUCCAUCUGUUAACUGGAAGCACAAAGAUGCAGCUAUUUACCUUGUUACGUCUUUGGCAUCCAAAGCUCAAACACAGAAGCAUGGAAUAACACAAGCCAACGAACUUGUAAAUCUGACAGAAUUCUUUGUGAAUCACAUUCAACCUGACUUAAAGUCUGCAAGUGUGAAUGAAUUCCCUGUGCUAAAAGCAGAUGGUAUCAAAUAUAUCAUGAUUUUUAGAAACCAAGUACCUAAAGAACAACUGUUGGUAUCUAUUCCUCUCUUAAUCAAUCAUCUUCAAGCAGAAAGUAUUGUGGUCCAUACUUACGCAGCCCAUGCUCUUGAAAGACUGUUUACCAUGAGGGGGACAAAUAAUACCACCCUCAUUACAGCUGCAGAAAUGGCACCAUUUGUGGAAGUGCUAUUAACAAACCUUUUCAAAGCGCUCACACUUCCUGGCUCAUCUGAAAAUGAAUACAUUAUGAAAGCCAUCAUGAGGAGUUUUUCUCUGCUACAGGAAACCAUAAUUCCAUACAUCCCUUCUGUCAUCACACAGCUUACACAGAAACUGCUGGCUGUCAGUAAGAAUCCAAGCAAACCUCACUUUAACCAUUACAUGUUUGAGUCAAUAUGCUUGUCGAUAAGGAUAACAUGCAAAGCAAACCCUGAUGCAGUUGGAAGCUUUGAAGAGGCUUUGUUUAUGGUGUUCACUGAGAUACUACAGAAUGAUGUGCAAGAGUUCAUUCCAUAUGUGUUUCAAGUGAUGUCCCUACUUCUAGAAAUGCAUAAAAAUGAAAUCCCAUCAUCCUAUAUGGCAUUGUUUCCUCAUCUACUUCAGCCAGUAUUAUGGGAAAGGACAGGAAACAUUCCUCCUUUGGUCCGGCUCCUGCAGGCUUAUUUAGAGCGGGGUGCCAAUACAAUAGCAAGUGCUGCUGCUGACAAAAUUCCUGGAUUGUUAGGUGUAUUCCAGAAGUUGAUUGCCUCUAAAGCUAACGACCAUCAAGGAUUCUAUCUCCUAAACAGUAUCAUAGAGCAUAUGCCUCCUGAAUCAGUUGACCAGUACAGGAAACAAAUCUUCAUUCUACUAUUCCAAAGACUUCAAAAUUCCAAAACAACAAAAUUUAUUAAAAGUUUCCUAGUCUUCAUUAACUUAUACUGCAUAAAAUACGGGGCAUUGGCUCUGCAGGAGAUAUUUGAUGGCAUACAGCCAAAGAUGUUUGGAAUGGUUUUGGAUAAAAUUAUAAUUCCCGAAAUCCAGAAAGUUUCUGGGCAAGUUGAAAAGAAAAUCUGUGCUGUUGGCAUUACAAAAAUACUAACAGAAUGUCCUGCUAUGAUGGACACCGAGUACACCAAGCUCUGGACUCCUUUGCUGCAGGCCCUCAUUGGCCUCUUCGAACUGCCUGAGGAUGACACUAUCCCUGAUGAAGAACACUUCAUUGACAUCGAAGAUACUCCAGGAUAUCAGACUGCAUUCUCUCAGCUAGCCUUUGCUGGAAAAAAAGAACACGAUCCUGUAGGUCAAAUGGUGAACAAUCCUAGAAUCCAUCUGGCACAGUCUCUUCACAAACUGUCUACAGCAUGCCCAGGCAGGGUUCCAUCAAUGCUGAGUACUAGUCUGAAUGCAGAAGCGUUGCAGUAUCUCCAAGGAUACCUCCAAGCUGCAAGUGUGACACUGCUCUGAGUUGCAUAUAUUCCACAAGCAAGAUCAAAAGCGGUUUUGUUAUACAGAAGGUUGACACUGACUUUUUUAUAGCAGAGCUCAGACAAAAUGAAAAAUGCUACUUGAAAAUGUAUUGCAGAAUCCAUCUUGUACAAGAUAAAUGUGGCUUUAAGCUGAAAUGGAAAGAAUUUGGUGGUUUGUGUACUCAUAGAUAAAAGGUGGCUAACUUCCAUUCCCAGUUUAAUUUUGAAGGGAAUAGUCAUAGCGGUUUGUUAUGGGAUUUGUUUGAAAUCUGCAUCUGCAGUGUUUGGAUAACAUUUUGAAAUGUAUGGAGAGCACUGGCUGUAGAAACUCACUUCGGUCACUAAAAUUCCUUUUCAUUUUGAUGUUGUCCUUUGUAUUUCUUUUGUCUUUUCCUUAAACUUUAUCUAAAUUGUGAAUAAAUAAGAAGUACUUGUUUAAAAUGCCUGUCACUGUGCGCUUACUGUUUUAGAGGAAUGUAGUUGGUUUAAAAAAAGAGGCUAAUGUUUUAAACUUAGGAUAGAAUGUAGAAUAGUGGGACUGUGAGGAUUUUUCUUAAUCUCUUAAGUAAUAGUUUAAAUACAUUGUAGGAUCAUACGGAGCAAAUCUAAACUUUGGCAGAAGAUCCAAAGCUAUUAUCGCUCUUGAUACCCACCAACAGGUGCACCCCUUCUCCUUUGAACAAGAUAUGUCAGUGUAGUGCAGUAAAAGCAAGUAAUACACCCUCUUAGAGUGGGUAUCGGUCUCCAAGUGGAUUUUUAGUGAUGUAUUAAAGCUGAAGCAGUGAUUUUAGAGUUAACUCAGAUGUUCUCUCUGCCUCCUCAUAAAUAUACUGAUUAGCUUUGGUACCUUGAAUUCUAAAUGCAACAGUUUACCUUGUAGUUAUGGCUAUUUAAGUGACUAAAUGCCUGAGCUUUACUGUGUUCUUAGGUGGCCUGGGCAGCAAGCUACUAGACCACACAGGCUUUUAGAGCACUGGUACUGCAGGGGUGUAAAUAGAUCUAAUUAUAGAGACUGAAAAACUCCUGAAUAAGAGUGAAGUCUCAGGCUUAAUGUCAUAUUAAGCCAUGUCCUACAUGACAGAUUUUAGUUACUUGUCCACAGAAAUGCUGCAGGUGACUUGAAUCUGGACUGGUUGGUUGUAGUUAAAAUGCAUGUUGAAGCUGGGCCUUGUAUCAAGAAAGUUACUGAAACUACUGAGGGUGAACCAUAGGGCAGAAUCAGCUGUUCUUUCUUAGUAUCUGUGGCUGCCAUGUGAGAGCACACGCUGGCCAUAUCUCAAUAUAUAAAGAAAUUAGUUGCUUGUUAGACAAUGGAUUUAAACUACUAAGUGCCUAAAAAUGGGUUGAAUGAGUCAGUGUCAACAGGUUUUCUUGAAUCUGGUCUGUCAUGCAGUGUAAGACCCUCUUUGUUCCUAGGUAUGAAAUGAAAGCAGUUCUCAAGAGUGAAAUAAUACAGUGGUGAUCAGAAAAACAUCUGCCUUAAUGCUGAUGAGAGAGACUGUGAUGUGUGUUACGAGUUUGCCGAAGCGCCUUGUGGAAUGAAUGUCAAUAGACAGGCUGAAACCACAUGGGAGAUGUGUGACAUUUGCAAGGAACUGAAUGCCUACCUCGAAUGUCAGUGUUAAUUGAGCUGUGGUCAUUCAAAACCUGCAAGCUGAAAGGAUACUCAGAAAGCUGCUCUGCAGCUCUGUCUUCUUCCUUGGAUAGUGGGGAGAACAAUUCUACAGAGAACUUGCAGACCUUUUUUUCCUGUCAGCCUUGAAAAACCAGAAUUAAAUUGGUACUGGUGGUCCUGUAACAGUGCUGUGACAUGUUACCUUUGCAUCUCUUCAAGCAGACAGCCUAUUACACGUGUGUGCUAGACAACCUUGUGCUGAAAUGAGUUCUUCAGCAUGAUGCACUAUUAAGGGGUUUGUAUUAGGCCAUUUUAGUUCUGCAGUUCUAAGCAAGAUUUCUGUAAGGGUCAGGUUGCUGAGAUAUGCAAGUUAACAGACGUUUCUUAUCUUACCAGUAGCAACAUAGAUGGAACUGGACAGGAUUUACAGCAACAACCCAGAACCUUUUUGAAAGGCAGCCAGAGAAAAAUUGGCUCUUCUGAAUGGAAACAUAUGGGUGAAUCUCGAUGUUCACGAUCUUGCACUUCCUGCAACGUGUGACUUUUUGUUGUUGGACAGACAUUCUGUGUGAGUAAGUGCCUAAGUGACUUCAGAUCAACAAAUACUAGUGGCAUACUUGUCCUUUAGUUCACUCAGAGUAACUUAGACUUUGUAGACGUGGCUGUGGCACCGUUAGUGACAUGUUAUUUAGUCCUGACAUGUUCUGCACAUUUCGUAAGGCAUGCAAGUGUUUGUAUAGAGCACUGACCCUUUCAGGGAAAUGAACUUUUCAAGUGUAAUGCAGGCAAGCAGAUGCAUCUCUGCUUCAGGGUACAGGCAAAUGGUAUUGGCUGCGCCCUCGUCUUCAUUUAGGUGGAGACCUUACUGCUGCUUCUGACACCUCCCAUUCUCAAGAUUCAGAAGGCAACACAAUGUUCUGAUUACAUUGAUCUGUUAAUUUUAGUGGGAACUGGUGCAAGUAAUGUCAUGACAGUGUUUUUGCCGAUUGUUGAACUUUUCUAGGCCACCCUUCAGUGUAUUCCUUGUUAAGUAGUUGGGCAAAUACGAGUUUCUUUACAAAGCUCAGGCUGGAAACAACCUGGUGUCAGUGGAUCUUCUGAGGCUUGGGAGCAUCUAAUUCAUUGUUAGACCGUUAACUCCUGCCCAUCACCUGAGAUCAUCUUCUGAAACACUUUUGAAAAUAAGUAGCCAAUUCUCCUUUGCAACUAUAAUAGCAGAUUAUUCAAAUUCAAGAGGAAAAAGAUUACUUGCUCCUUUUUGAGUAUGAAAUGGGCAAAGGGACACCUAUUCUGGGAUCUUCUGAUGCCACAUAACUCUAUAACCUGCUGUCCUUUUCUGGAGCCUACUGACUGACUUGUGGGUUGUCAGCUUCUAGAUAACGUCCUGGGGCUUUUGUAGCAGAAGAAAUACCUUAUUGUUGGUUUAAGGUGGGGGGGAAGAUAGUCACCACCACCCUCAAGACGAGUCAUAUUCUUGUUUUCUUGGGUCAUAAUUGGGCCACGAUAUGACCAGCAUUCCUGCAGUGGUGGCAGCACAUACUAAAGCAAAGUUCUAUUUUUCUUCAUACAAAUACAUGCUAAGAUGAGGGUCAUCCUCUCAGUGAGUCAGAUGUUUCAUUCUGAAAAUUCUCUGAGGAGGCCAGAGCACACUCUUUCAGCUGAUUUCUGCUUUCAGAAAACUUGAUCUUCUUUAGGCUCUUCUAUUGGGCUGCACUUCUUCGACUGUGGUGUGUACUUCUGUACUCAUUCCACCACCUUUCCUACAGGAACAGCCUUCCUGAGAGCUGUAAUAUUGUCAAGAAGUGGAGGGUAGGCCAGAAUGAAGCUGUCAGAGCAUGUCUUUGUACUGUAACCAUAAGGCAUCGUGUAAGAUUCUGGCUUAAUGCUGGUCACAGCAAUCUUUGUUUACAGUUCGUUCAGUUAUACCUUUCCCUGAAGUUCACUCAUCCUUGUACAGCAAAGGGUUGUCAUUCCCUUUGUCAGUCCCAACCCUGCACGCUUCAAACUGUCAAAAAUGCUGGUGAAUCACUUGGAAAACAUUUUGACAAAACUGUGGAAGAAGGUUGGAGUGUGGGAUCCAUGCACCUGCACGAGCUUGGAUAAUGAAACCAGCUUGGCUGCAGCAGUAUGGGGAUGUCAGCAUCCAGCUGCCUUUGGGGGAGUAAAUUGUCUCACCUGACAAACAGAGCUGCCUCUGCCAGGCUGCACACAGCGCUGCACGGGAAGCUGGUCUGGGUACAGCUACACCCCGUGCGCUGCAAUGGCUCGUACUUCCCUUGUGCCAAAGCUCCUCAGCACCAAACCUUGACAUUUGUCUUAAAACAGCUUAAUCCUUUCUUCAUAGGAACAACAGGAUUGCUUAAAAGCUGUUACCUGUAUUGCUGAUUCCAUCAACAAAAUAAAGCUAAGAGUCAUGCCUGUGCUUUUAGCCCUCAGCAGAAGUAUUACCAAAGCAUCUUCUCCUGCUUCAGGUGUUUGCUUUUAGAAUCGUGCAGUUGUGAACUGACAAAGACAGGCUCCGGGUGUGAGUUCUCUGUGAACAUUUAAAUCUAUCUAUAAACUUACCAGCUCUCACAGUAGGGUAAAUGCUUUGUUUUCCCUUUGCUUUCUACACUUACUUAUUUAAAUGAAGUCAUUAUUGCCUUUAACAUAAUUUAGAGGAAAUCUGAGGUGUUCCUGGGGGAUGUGGGCAGUAAUACCAGGUACCAGCUAGUACAUGAAAGGCUCAGUUCUUCCAUUGACAGCUAGUUGCAAAGUGACUACAGGCUUAAAACUUGUCAAUAAUCUAAUUCACGCGAGGUCAAAGCUUAUGCUGGACUUGCUGUAUUGUAUUCAAGAUGAGAAUAAAAGAAAAUGCUUUAAUAAUAAAGUAAUAAAUCUUAAUAGAAGGUAAAAGAUAUUUUGUUACAAGUGAAUAAUGUGUCAGAAAAGCAAAAUAAAGGGGGUUUAGCACAGCUAGUUCUUAUAUUUAGCUUCCUAGUAAAAAGUUGUCAUUUUCAAAAGCUGUGAAGAGAAAUUCACACUGGUUUUGUGCCUGAUAUAGGGGUAUUUUGAAGUAAGUAUUUAACAAAGAAAAUAUAUUAAUAACAAAUAGCAGAUUUCUACAUGAACAUCUGAGAUUAGUGUAAUUGCAGACUGCUGCAUAAAAGACAAUGAAAGUUUCAAAUAUUUUCCUAAUUAUUAGCUAGAAAUAAGUCUCUGUCCUUGUUUAAGCUGCUGCAUAGAGAAGAGUGGAAAAGUCUUCUGUAACACUUUUGAAUAAUUAAUAAUCAUACAUGUAAUAGAGGAGCAAAUAUCCUUCAGAUGAAAGGACAAAUGCGUUGGGUAUUUGAGUGUUCCUUGGACUUCUGAAUUACAUAGGUAUUUGUUUAAAUUAUGUUCAAUUUUGUAAUCUGGCUGCAGACACAUUUUUGUCCCAAUCCUGCAGAUUUUACACUAACCCAGAAGUUCACAGUUUUCUGGAAAAAGAGAACAUAAACCUGAACUUUUAAUCUGGGAACUCAAUCUGGGAACAGAAAGUGAAGUUGGGGCUUCCCUGUCUCCAUUGAACUUUCAACACAAAACCUGCACCAAUGUUGUUUCUGUUACAGACAACCUGAAGCCUUUGCAGUAACCAUUACACAACAGUUGAAAUUUCAUUUCCUUCUGAAAUAUAACUGUUGCUGGCUUGGAAUACUUAAAGCAUCUAACAGCACACGUUGUUAUGCAACAGACCACAAGAACAUAUGAAUAGGUGUGUAAAUGUGAUAUGGGAUAUAUAUCUAUAUACUUAUAUACUGGAGAAUGUCUUCUAAAUGCUCUAUUGUCAAUUGAUUUUAAGUGUAUGAUGUAUUUUCUUUAUGGUAUCUUUGGAAUCCAUAUCAGUGUUAAAUACAGAAGUGGAUAUGGAGCUUUAGGUAUAUUGGGUUUUAUUUCUGAUUUGUUUUGCUGAAAUGUUGUCGCUGUGAUUCUCUGCACUGACUGACUGAAGGCUUUUGUGUUUUCUGUAGAAUUAAGUUCCAUGUGUUGGUCAGUAAAUGUUGUGGGCUUGUGAAAGCCACUUUGUUUUGCUGAACAAUGCCAGAAAUUACCAACGUGCAGUUUAAUGAUGCCAUAGGGUUUAAAUGCAACCUUGUGACUUAAAAUGUAUUUUUACCUAUUAAGAAAGAUAAAGUAUUUCUAAACCAAAAA
Molecule: messenger RNA, 8833 nt
Organism: Strigops habroptila (Kakapo)
Lineage: Eukaryota; Metazoa; Chordata; Aves; Psittaciformes; Psittacidae
Gene: CSE1L
Product: chromosome segregation 1 like
Exons: 25
Coding region: 131-3046 (971 amino acids)
Biological process (GO): protein import into nucleus; protein export from nucleus
Cellular component (GO): nuclear envelope; cytosol
Molecular function (GO): small GTPase binding; nuclear export signal receptor activity
Source: RefSeq, a predicted model, not a curated record